Messenger RNA from Seriola dumerili (greater amberjack), 3633 nucleotides. RefSeq names its product Fas binding factor 1 (gene fbf1). Gene Ontology annotation, cellular component: centriole; ciliary basal body; ciliary transition fiber. The coding region runs from base 165 to 3608 and encodes 1147 amino acids. The record is from RefSeq and is a predicted model, not a curated record. The transcript has 30 exons. NCBI's taxonomy places the organism in Eukaryota, Metazoa, Chordata, Actinopteri, Carangiformes, Carangidae. Gene Ontology annotation, biological process: establishment of epithelial cell polarity; cilium assembly.
AGCACUAUUUGUAGCCAUAUUAACUUAUUAUAGUCGUAUGUUGUGUCCUUAUGAACGCUCGCCGGUGUAGCAGAGUGGUUACCAAUGGAGACGGGAGACGCCUAAUCAGAUUUAGCUAGCGUUAGCUAGCUACUCUCACUUAAGGUUACCAGCCAGGACUCAACAUGGCUACAAAGCCGAAGGGUAAACCAUCCAAAAGUCCUUUUGGAGAUGACAGUGUUCUUGACAGCUUAUUUGAUGAUAAAAAACAUUCAGCAAGGGGGAGAGCAUCUCGUGGUGGACCCUUGAAUCGCUCCUUUGCCACUGAUAACAUCUUCAGCAUGCUAGCAGAGGAAGUAAAGAAGGAUGGUGGUGACUCUGAGGACUCGGAUGUCUCAGCAGCAGAUCCCAAUGACAUACUGAAGAACAUGAAGGACAUGGAUGAUAUGGAUGCUGACCUUUUUGCAUCAAAGAAAAAGCCCAGUUCAGCUCCUGCACAAACAAAACCCUUUGGUAAUGAAGGGCCGAAGAAAGACUCUACUGUUUUAGAAAACAAUGGAAAACCAGAGGGAGCAGAUGAACCCAGCACAGGAGGGAGGAAGCCAAACUCUGCACCCUCUAUGUCUACAGCACGUAACUACAAGAAGUUCACCUUCUCUGAUCUAGAUGACCCCCUGGAUGACCUACUUGGUGAUUUACUUCCAGAUGAAACCAAGCCUGAAUCUAAAACUAGCGUACACCAAACCAAACCUGAACAAGCUGUACAGUCUCCUUCAGCAUCUCCAGUCUUAAAGAGCAAAACAUAUAAAGCAGCAAAGACACCAGCUGAUCUCACAUUUGAUGAUGGUAAGGAUGACCUGAUGGAUGCACUCGGAUUUGACAGUGAUAAAAACAACCCCAAGAAAAAAGAAUCUCCGCUUUGGUCCAACAAGGAAAGGGGUGAGACCCCUCAGAGAGCUCGUACUAGACUGGACGAGAUUCUGGAGAGUUUGACUUCACCUCGUCUUCUGGAGCGACCAGCCACAGGUGAGAUGAAGGACCAGCCUCUGCCUCAAGAGAAGCAGCAGCAGCAGGAGAAGAACACCAGUUUGAAAGAACCACUUUUAGAAGAUGAUCUCACAUUUGGGUCUUAUCAGCCCACUUUGGGAUCCACACCUGAAGGGCGCCAUUCCCGCAGACAGUCUGUCAGAUUUUCCACAGAGGAUGUCAGUGCCUCUACCCCGGAAAAGAAACCAAAGCCGACCACCCCCAUCUCCACUCGACACCGCAACUCAGCCGACUGGUUAGGCCUCAAGACAAAUGACGAUAAUGCAUUUUUAGAGGACGAGACCAAAGAGACCAAGAUUUCACUAGAGUCUCCAAAAGCUCUCUCCUCUCCCUUAUUGGAGAGAAAGCCCUCCCUGACUGGUAGUCAUGCCACAUCUGCUGCAAAAGCUACAGCAGAGACCCCAGCCCCAAUUGUCAAUAUCGCCAAACAAACCAAGGCAGAGGUUUCCACAAUCCAGAAGAAAGAAGAAGAAGAGGAGGAGGAGGAGGAGGAUGACUGGUUAGCAGGAGCACUGAGCAGGAAGAAGGCUCAGUCAGCUUCAAACUCAGAGGCAAAAAAGUCCAAGCAGGAAGAUUCUUUUGGUCUGGGAGAAGAAGUGCAUCUGGAGUCGUUUGUUAGUAAACAAACAACUUCACAGGCUACCAGGGGCAGAGAGGGCUCUCUUACAUCUGUCAAAGCAUCUAGUAAUACUUUUCUUGGACAGCCCAGCCCCGCUGCUCACUCCACCCCUGUCAGAGAGGAGAGGACCGAGCGAGCAGUUCCACAGCAAAGCAACAUGCAAAACACAUCAACUUCUGUCCAGCAACAGGUGACAUUUUCAGCAGACAGUCUGCAGCAGCUGCUACUACAGCAGCAGAUGCAGUCUCAGUUGCUGGGUCUAGGGGGUGUCGGGGAAGCAGCGGUCCUGCAGAGAUUCAAAGAUCAACCUGGGGAUUAUCAAGUGUUACAGGCUCGCAUUGUCCAGCUGGAGGGACUGGUGAAGACCCUGCAGCUGGAGCGAGACCAGAGCCAAAUGUUGCUGGAGAGUGUCCAGCAGCAGCAUAAACAGGAUAUGGAGCUCAUGGAGAACACACACAAGGCUCGUGUGAAGCUGCUUGAGGAAUCAGCAUCCCAGAGGGAGACACGAGCACGGCAGGAAUAUGAAGACCUAAUGGAACGCCUGGCCACAGUAACACGAUCUGCUGAGCAGGAACGCUCAGAGCUACAGGCUCAGUACCAGCGCAAACUGGCUCAGGCCCAGCAAGACAGAGACCGUGAGGUGGAGAGACUCAGAGACCUCCAGAGGAAAUCUAUUUUAGAGAUGAAGAAAGACCAUGAGGACCAGGUCCACAGACUGAAGAGGUUAAAGGACGAGGAGAUUGAUGCAGUUACAAGUGCAACAUCGCAAACCAGGUCUCUUACAGUGGUGAUUGAGCAGAUGGAGCAGUUCUCCUCUCGGCUGGGAGAGCUUUCUUCUCGGGUGGAGAGCACACAUGAACACACGGCCCAUGGCCUGGAGCAGGGGGCACGGCACAGAGACGAGCAGCUUCGAAUAAUGCAGGACCGUCUGGCUCAGCAGCAGAAAGCCAUGGUGGAGGAGAGAGCUUACCUCAAGGAAAUCAUUUCCAGGAUGGACACUCAACUCAAUGAGCAGCAAAGACAGCUUGAGAAGGAGCGCUGGAAGAUGACAGCAGAACAGGCCAAAGCAGAGUCUACACAAAGAGGCCUGGAAGAAGAGCGCCGUUCCCUUAGCAUGCAGAUCAACAUGGAGAGAGAGGAGCUGGAAAGAGCCAAGAGUGCACUGCUGGAUGAGCAGAAGUCAGUGAUGCAGCAUUGUGCAGAGGAAAGGAGGAAGUUGGCAGCUGAGUGGACCCACUUCCACGCUCAGGAGAAGCAGAGGCAUGAGAGAGCGGAACGAGAGGUCAGCAGUCUCUUGGAGAAGAGAGAGGGCUCCAUCAUCAGUCUGGCACAGGAACAAGCUGACCUAAAGCUUCGAACUGGAGAGGUAAAACAGAAGGAGAUUGCAGUGGCACAGGAGCGAGAAGCUCUGGAGAAACUAAGAGAAGAACUAGACAGAGAGAAAGAAAGAAUAAGCAGCACAGCCCUGAGACUGAAAACACGAGCCCAGGAGGUGGAGGCCUUCAGCAAGCUUGCUGCAGAGAAGUAUGAGGAAGGAGAACGAACAUCACAGGAGGCAAAACGCGUGGAGGCUGAGCACGAGGCAAGGCUCAGAAAUAUUCAUAUCCAAACAGAGCGGCUGAGACAGCAAGAACAACGAAUCCUUCAGGAGCGAAUGCAGUUAAGUCAUCUGCAGACGGAGACAGAAAGGCUGAGGCAGGACCAUCACAUCACCUCUUUACCACAAAUGAUUCCAUCCGUGUUACCAGAUUCAGUUGCAGUGUUGCCGAACCCUGAACUGGCAUCGACCUUAAACAUUCCCCCUCCUACUUCAUUUGCCAACACUCAGUCCAUGGCGCUUCAGGCCAGUCUGGCUCUGUGGAAGUACACUGCAGAAAAGGACCAUGAAUACCUCCAAGAAGAGCAGAUCUUUCUCGAAAAUUUAAAGAAGAAAUCCUACAGGUCAUCUUUCAACACAGAUUGACCAAUGGUGCUGGGCACAUUCAAUA